This is a messenger RNA of Lindgomyces ingoldianus, 933 nucleotides long. RefSeq lists its product as uncharacterized. Bases 14 to 901 code for a protein of 295 amino acids. NCBI's taxonomy places the organism in Eukaryota, Fungi, Ascomycota, Dothideomycetes, Pleosporales, Lindgomycetaceae. The record is from RefSeq and is a predicted model, not a curated record. The transcript has 2 exons.
CACUACUUCCACGAUGGGUCUCUGGCUGUUUCGAAUCCUACGUAGCAAUCGUCGAGCGCAGUGCCCUCCGCCGACAAAUUCUCCCAAACCACAGGCACCACUGCGCCCACCGAUCUCCCGAGAACCGCGCAACGAACAGACCAAAUGCCCGCUUUUCAGCCCAAAUUUCCCCGCAGAGCUUCGUAUUAGCAUCUAUGAGGCUGUUCUUGGCGACCGGCACCGGUUCAUGCACGUCAUUCCCUUCGACGAUGAGUCAAAUCGUGUGGGACGUCGUCGAUGCGAAGACAUGGCUUGUGAAGGUCCGACCUGGCAGCACAAGUGUUUUGGCACGUGGUUAGAGAGGCGAAGAUCAUCCCGCAAACGGAAGUUCACCUUCCACUCGAGCGAUCAAAUACUAGCAUUACUUUUGAGCUGCCAUCGCAUUUACUUGGAAGCAAUCCAUAUCCUGUACACAGCCAACACAUUCAGCCUGAAGGGGGCCCGGGGUAUAUUAGCCUUCAAUUCUGUCACGCCACAACCCCAGUGGCACCAAAUUCGCUACUUGAAUGUCUCUACAAUAUUUUUGACACCACAGAGAUAUUGGCCAGAGCACGAAAGAUUCCCUCCGGAUAAUUAUUGCCAAUGGUCGACAAGCUGCGAAACCCUUCAAAAUCUACGUGGGCUUCGCUCGUUGCACGUCGAGAUCAUCGUUUGGGACACGCAUGAGCGGGAAGAUUCGACUGCUGUCGAAGAUGACGCGCUAGUCUCCAUUCUGGAACCGCUAAAUCAUGUUUCUGCCCCACUUUUUGAAAUCGAGGUGAAUAUAGCCAUACCCGAGACUGUGCUUGAAAGGCUUGGAAAGCGGACAUUCACGCUAGUCGUCAAGAGUAGGCCAUACGACCGUAUCCUGUUCCCCUUAUAGCAAUUUCGAUUAUUUUACAAAGUACGUACGGG